Molecule: messenger RNA, 435 nt
Organism: Colletotrichum spaethianum
Lineage: Eukaryota; Fungi; Ascomycota; Sordariomycetes; Glomerellales; Glomerellaceae
Exons: 1
Coding region: 1-435 (144 amino acids)
Source: RefSeq, a predicted model, not a curated record
AUGGCUUCCACGGGAUGCAUGGACCGUCCUGAGGGUCUCUCUGACACACCUCCUCACCCCGGUCACCCACAACCUGGGCUACCUCCGGAUCAACGCCUCCCCGAAGCACCUCUCCAGACGCCGAGCCAGGACCACUACGCCAUGGCGGCGUUCGCGCUCGUCGCGGCUGGUUUCCCGUGGCAGGUGUUCCCUCUUACGAGGGCCGCUGGCCUGCUGACGGCAGCCAAGCUGCUCGUGCUUUUCCUGUGCGUCGCCUUUCUUCCGGGUCUCGCCAGUCACAACGCCAAAGCCAUAAUUAAGGCCGUGAUCUCAACGAUCCACGCUGUCGUCUUGAUGGUCUGGUUUCCCCUUCCGGCCUUGUUUAGCGCACUUCGUGUGCAAGGUGCUGGCGCCAGACGGAGCAACGCAGAUGAGGGGGUUGAGGUAGGAAUCUGA